AUGGAAUGUUUAAUUAAGAGGGUUAAACAUAUUUUCCAAAGCUCAAUUCAAAAAUGUUUCCCAUCAAUAAAUGAAGAAGCAGUUGUUACAUAUGCUAACAUGAAAUUUGGGCAUUUCCAAUGUAACAAUGCCAUAAAUAUUUUCAAAAAAUAUGGAAAGGAACUAAAUUUCGAAAAUGCUCAUAAAAUAUCAUUAUCAAUAAUAGAGAAUAUAAAUGAAAGUUUGUUCGAAGAUAUAAAUGCGUCACCCCAAGGUUUUAUAACAGUAAAGAUAUCAAGAAAUUAUAUUGAAAAAUCAUUAUUAAAGUUAUAUGAAAAUAACAAAAUAAAUAUAAAUGUAGAUAUGAAUGAAAUUAAUGAUGGAAAUAAUGCAAAAUUUGAAAAUGUGCUGGUUGAUUUUUCUUCACCAAAUAUUGCAAAAGAAAUGCAUGUUGGCCAUUUAAGAUCAACCAUAUUAGGAGAUACUAUUUCCAAAGUAUUUGAAUUUUUAAAAGUAAAAACACAUAGAGUCAAUCAUGUUGGUGAUUGGGGAACACAAUUUGGUAUGAUUAUAAAUUAUGUAAUUACAAACUAUCCAAAUUAUAAAGAGGAGAUGCCAGAAUUAAAUAACUUAACCCUUUUAUAUCAAGAAGCAAAAAAAUGUUAUGAUAAUGAUAAGGAUUUUGAAAUAAAAUCAAAAGAAUAUGCAAUAAAAUUACAAGAAUACGAUGAAGAUUGCAAAUAUAUUUGGACUAAAAUAUGUGAAGCUAGUAAAAAAGAAUUUAACAAAAUAUAUAAAAUAUUAGAUAUUAAAUUAGACUACUUUGGUGAAUCUUUUUAUAUUCCAAAGAUACCAAGUACAUUACAAAUUUUAAAAGAUAAGAAUAUAUUAACAAAUAUUGGCGAUGCUUUAUGUUAUCAAUCUGAAAAAUAUCCUGUCCCAUUAUUUUUACAAAAAUCAAAUGGUGGAUAUGGUUAUGACUCGACUGAUAUAGCAGCCUUAUAUUAUAGGUUAAAAGUAUUAGAUGUAGACUCUAUUAUUUAUGUUACUGAUAAUGGACAAUUAUCCCAUUUUGAAACAUUAUUUGAAUUAUGCAAAAAAGCAGAAUGGGUUAAUGAUGGUGUGAAAUUUAUUCAUGUUGGGUUUGGCUUAGUUUUAAAUUCAGAUAAUAAGAAAUUUAAAACAAGAAGCGGAACAAAUAUAAAGUUAAUCAAUUUGAUCAAUGAGGGCACUGAAAGAGCAAAGAAGGAUUUAGUGGAGAGAAUCAAGUUAAAAAGCGAUGCCGAAAAAAGUUAUUUCGAAGGUAUCGAUUUAGAUAAGUUGAGUCAAGAUAUAUGCAUAAGUGCCAUAAAAUAUUUUGAUAUUAAACAGCAUAGAAAUACAGAUUACAAGUUUUCCUAUGAAAACAUGUUAAACAUAAAAGGAAAUACCGGGCUUUAUAUAAUAUACGCAUACUCGCGAAUAUGUUCAAUUUUCAGAAAAUCAGACAUAAAUAUUGAAGAAUUAGUGCCAGAUGAAUUAAAAUUAACUAAUCAGUACGAAAUCAACUUAGGAUUACACAUUUUAAAAUUCCCCGAUGUUUUUUAUUUUAUCUUAAAAAAUAUGCUAACACAUAAACUAGCCGAAUAUACCUAUGAUUUAACAACAACCUUUACCCUCUUCUACGAAAAUUGCAAAGUGCUAAAUAGUGAAAAUACGAAAUCGAGACUAAUUUUAUGUGCCAUAACAAAAUCAUUGUUGCAUAUUUGUUUGGAAUUGUUAGGUAUGAAAACAAUUGAAAAGUUAUAA
Messenger RNA from Plasmodium vinckei vinckei, 1767 nucleotides. RefSeq names its product arginine--tRNA ligase, putative. Gene Ontology annotation, biological process: arginyl-tRNA aminoacylation. The record is from RefSeq and is a predicted model, not a curated record. Gene Ontology annotation, molecular function: arginine-tRNA ligase activity; ATP binding. NCBI's taxonomy places the organism in Eukaryota, Apicomplexa, Aconoidasida, Haemosporida, Plasmodiidae. The coding region runs from base 1 to 1767 and encodes 588 amino acids. Gene Ontology annotation, cellular component: cytoplasm. The transcript has 7 exons.